AUGUCUUCCAAAGAAGUGGUAUCAGUCGGUGUCCCUUUGAUCAGUGACGAAGAUGAUGAAUUCCAAGAGAUUUGGAGAAAGGUUCAGAAGUCUGUGCACGGCAUCAAGCGUAUCGAGGACUUCAAAUUCACACCUGACAAGGAUAUUGGCCCAGCCGAUGUCCAGAAGCUGUUGGACAACAGCCAAGACAAUUCCGAGAAGGCUCGAAAGAAAAGACGCGGACAGUCGACGAAGCAGAUAUUCGAUCGGAUUCUAGAAUGCAUUCAGAACCUUGGAGGAAUCGCAGCUGGAACUGCAUCAUACGCUAUCGGUGGACCAGCAAAUCUGUGCUACAACGCCCUCACAUUUGUCAUCGUUGUUUAUCAGAGCUACUCUGGCAUGCUGGCAAGUCUGGCUCACCUUCUGGGAAAAUUUGUUGGCUUCUUCGGGAGACUUGAUAACUAUCGCGACGCACCAAUGAUCGAUAGGAAGCUCAGGAAGGUUGCGAUGAAGCAACUGCACCUGUUUGUCAAGAUCUGCACUUAUACCCUUAAAUUGCGUCGCAGCAAAAAGUUCCAGGCCAAAACUGCCAUGAAGAUAUUCUUUUUUAAAGAAGACGGCAUGCAACCUCUCCUGCAAGAGAUGGAAGACUUACAGACCCAAGAGUUUGGUCUUGUUGGGGCCGCGACGUUGGUAAUCGCUGGUCAACUUCAAGUGGCACUUGGUAACUUAUCAAGAGAUUUGACAGAGAGCCUAGUGAUUCAUUUUGGAAACGUCAUUACCCAGAAAGCUAUAGACCAGGCAGAGCCGAACAAAGAGAAGGAAAUUAAAUGGCGGAGAGAGACGUUGAUCGAGGUGCUGAUGUGGCCUCUAGACGACCUAAUCGUUGGCCUAGACGAAAAGGUGCCUAGAUGUGUCUGGGAGUCAAGCUGGCAACGCUACGUCGCUAAAGAGACUACCGAAGGUACUGGCAGAUGGCUCGAUUCAUGCAAGGUCUUCCAGGACUGGGCUGAGGGAAAGACUUCAGACACUACUGUUUUCGGAAUAGAGGGCGCCGAGGGCACUGGCAAGACGCAACUUGUAGCCAACAUCAUCGCACGCCUUAGAGAUAUGCACGGAAAGUCAGCACCUAUUGCAUACUACUUCUUGGAACCCGACUCAAAAGCUGGUGCUGUAUCUAAGGUUGGUGUCAGGGCUACCGUCACUCGCAGCCUGAUUUGGCAGCUUGCUGAAUCCUACUCGCCUUUUUUCAAAUCGGCUUCGGACAUAUGCACAAAGCACCACGCCAUACACGAUCCACUCGACAUGUGGAAAAAAACUCUGGUGAACAACACAGACUUCGUCGGUUGGAACACGACGUUCUUCAUCAUCCUCGAUGGCUUAGUCGGCCACGAUCACGCUAAAUUCUUCAGAGAGUUGCUGCAAUUACUAAGAAAGUCAUCGAUUGAAAGUCAAAGAAUUCGGAUACUAUUGACUGGUACUUCUGACUGGUUUUCUCGGAUAGACAGAGAGAAGAACCUUGGUUUACAGUCGAUCAAAUUAGGCAGAGACAACAUCAAGGACAUUGAAUUAUACAUCAACCAGCGCCUGAACCAGAUGGACUUGAUGCAAGAUCUAUCGAAUGUCGACGUUUCUGAACUGAGAAAAAAAAUAAUCGAAUCACUCAAGAUGGUCACUGCAGGAGACUACCGCAAGAUUGAUACCGUGUUGACGGAAAUUUCCGAAAAGGAUGACAGCCUACAAAUCGAUAAUUGUCUUAAGCAAGCAGGAACCGCUGCUGCGAAUCAAAUGAUCACAACCAUCCAAACAAUCAACCUUACAAGCUCUCCCAAUGAGAUAUCCGACAUGAAUGAGAUGAUGAUUUGGGUUAUGAAUGGGCGAAGCCGCUUAACGCCGCCCCAGCUGGAGGGAGCUUUGUCAUUGAAAGACGGCAAUUCAACAACACCGGCCCCAGAUGGGGAGCGAAGGACGCUUUUCAGAUCCCUCGAGUCUAGAAUCAGAGUUGGGAAGUACCCGAUCUUCAAGCUUACAAGCGCCGAGGAAGAGAUUGUGGUGACCUUCGUGGGUGCCACAAACAUCGAAGACGCGAAAAAGCGCAUUCUCGAAGCUAAUGAGAGAAGCGAUGAUGGGAAUGUCCAGAAUUUCCACCAAGCAGAGGUCAGAAUGAUCAAGCACUACCUGAGAACAGUCUGUCCUAGCGACGUGUACGACAAGUUUGGAUUUGAAGACUUUUUAUCCAAGAAACUCCCCCAGACUCGCAUUUCCCUCAAUUCAGGAAACGCAGAGAUAACUCUCGCAUUGCGCAGUCUCCAAUGCCUCGUCGAUGUGCCAACGGAAGUGACAGUGCUGCUUCACUCCUACGCAGCAGAUCACCUGUACUCGCACCUGUACCGAGCGGAACAUGGUGGCGACUCCUUGAAGGGUCCCGAGAAACAAGGGCAUCUCUCCUUGACGAAUAGAGAUCUCAGGACUCAGGUCGGGGUACUGCUCGUCAAGCUGUUGACCAAAAGUGAUGCCAUGAACUCGUUAUUUGGCAUCCGUCAACCUUUUCGUGAUGAAAGCCAGAGCGUCCUAGCACAGAGAGGUCUCCCCUCAAGUUGGAGACCUUGGCUUCAAGUUGACAAGGGACUUGAACUCAUGAAAAUAUAUUUCAGAGACGGAGCCGUUCUCCAAUGCAUCACGGGUGGUGAGUUAGUCGUGGCACAGAGUGUAGCAUGUGGCAAUGCAGUUUCGACGUUGUUGAAGGUGGCAAUCAAAAUGUCGGCAAACCUACUUCUUACGGCGGAUGCGAUGCCACGAGAGAUUGAGAAUGCCUUCUUGACUUCCAAGACUUCGAUGGAUCCUGAACAUGACUUUUGGAAUCCUAAGAUUGAGCGCGUGGCAAGGGUGGCGGCUUGGUCAUCACAAAAUUUCGCAACUAAAAAGUCCACAUCAACAAAGAAAGUAUGGAAAGCUCAUCUGGCGUUGAUUCUCCUUCGCCUCUAUCUCAACGAAAACAAGAAUGUCUCCAGAAAAGCUGUCGAGAAGAGUGCGCGCGAGGCCUGCGACACUGACGACAAGAAUUGGAAGGCGUUGUACACUCUUGCGCAAGUCACCGAGUCAAGAGACGAAGCGACCGAAAUUCUUGAAAAGAUCACUAAGAAUCUUUCCGCCAAAAAGGCUUGGACUGAUGAUUUGGCGAAAAGAAGGGUACUGGCCGAAAUGUACCUCGAGUUGGGCGAUAAGUUCUGGUUCUCAACUUCCUCGGAGAUGCAAGACCGUGCCAUUGCAGCGUACACCGAGAGUAUCAAGAUGGAUACUAGCUAUACUCAACGAUACUUGGGCGUGAUAUCACGUUUCACUGACAGAACGCUUUGGAAAGAUAUCGCAUCAUUGCUAGAGAUGCUCCUCGAAGGCCCCUCAAAAGCCUCUGGAGCACCUAUCGGCAAUCUUAUGUUGGCAGAGGACGAUUCUCGGUCGCUCGACGACAGCAUCACACGAACAGCUGAAGCACUGGGCCGCUGGGACUUGGCAAAAAAGGUCUAUGAGGAAGGAAUAAAAGCAGCCGCUCAAGACCACUGGUCAAAGUUCUUGGUGCGUUUUAGAUACGGGAAAGCUCUGAGGAAAUCGCUCGCCCUACAAGAUGAAGGGCUGAGAGUGUGGGAGACUGCAUUGGAACAAGAGGAGCCGGAACGUCGUGAUAUUUCCGGACCAUACGCUCUGGAGCAGUUGGUGCCAAAACUGAUGCCAAUUUACAUGGAAAAAGCCCUGGCCGAGGCCAAAACCCAAGCAUCGAUGUCGGCUUCCGUUCCCGAGCUCACAUUCUCCGCGAAAAUCAGUCGACUACACGAACGAUUUCAAAGCCUGGACUUAUACAAACCCCACGACUUGAGGAAUGGACUACACUUUUCGAGGUACUACAUUCGUACCGGAAAGGAUGAACUUGCGAAGGCAUUGGUCGGGGAUCUAUUGAAACAGACUCUGAAGAUGAUGUUCAACAACGAUCCCACGGAUGAUCAUGCUUGUUAUUGGCAGCUGCAGAUGAUCUUCACCACGUUUGAAGAUGAUGCAAACGCAUUGGCGGCUUGGAACAUGAUGGCAAUCUCCAAGAAGGACAGCUAUGACGAAUACUUCAGAAAACUUGGGCGAUGGCGAAAGAAAGUUGCUCGCUGGGAGGCCGCGAGACUUUCGAAGGUUGGCGAGAAAUCAGAAGGCGGCAACUUACUCGUGCCAUGCUCUACAGAAGAUGAGUCAUUGACCGAGAUUGAGGUCUCAGAAGACGAAUCGUCGAAGCCAACUGAGCCUACUGUCGGGUUCGGUGUCCAUUGCCAUGGUUGUAAUUACAAGUGGAAAUACCCUAGUGUUAUCUACACAUGCGCAGACGAUUGUGGGAGGGUUCAGUUUGACAAAAGUUGCUAUAAAAAGCUGAAAGCAGGCACCUUGGGAAACGACUUUUGUGACAAGGAUCACAAGUUCCUAGAGGUUCCCAAGCAAGACAUGAGGCAGGGGCUGGACUUGCCACUGGGCUCUGUUAUGGUAGGAGGGAGAAGGAUAACUUUAGAGGUCUGGAGAGAAGAGAUCAAGUCAAAAUACUUGGAUCACGGAGAGACGCGAUAG
Colletotrichum tamarilloi is the source of this 4575-nucleotide messenger RNA. RefSeq lists its product as uncharacterized. The record is from RefSeq and is a predicted model, not a curated record. NCBI's taxonomy places the organism in Eukaryota, Fungi, Ascomycota, Sordariomycetes, Glomerellales, Glomerellaceae. The transcript is spliced from 3 exons. Bases 1 to 4575 code for a protein of 1524 amino acids.